Molecule: messenger RNA, 1963 nt
Organism: Schistosoma mattheei
Lineage: Eukaryota; Metazoa; Platyhelminthes; Trematoda; Strigeidida; Schistosomatidae
Source: the annotation of a GenBank genome assembly
AGUAAUUGCGUUACGUUAGGUUUCGGUGACCUUGGCGCACUAUGCCGUCGAAGGUUUUAUUAUAUCUAUUAUUCAUUUUUUUUUAUUUGAAAUGCGUGUUUUGGAAUUGUAUGCAGGAAUAGGAGGAAUGCAUAUUGCUUUUAAAGGGUCUACUGUGAAACAUGAAGUAGUUGCUGCCGUAGAGAUAAAUGAUGUUGCAACUGAUGUAUAUAAGUACAAUUUCCCCAAUACAUUGACGUUAAAUCGUGUUAUCGAGAGUUUUAGUCCAGAUUAUGUGUGCAGCUUAAAUGCAAACAUAUGGAGUCUCUGUCCACCUUGUCAGCCAUUCACAAGGUUAGGGAAACGCAUGUGUGAAGCAGAUAAGAGAAGCUCUUCGUUUUUUCAUGUUCUUGAUCUAAUAAGCAUUCUGAAACCAACAGGAAUUAUACUUGAGAACGUAAAGGGAUUUGAACAUUCUGAACCAUGGCGACAACUGAUAGAAGUACUAAACAGUUGUGAUUAUGAAUAUCGACAAUUUUUACUUUCUCCUCUGCAAUUUGGCAUACCUAACUGUCGCCUUCGUUUCUAUCUUCUUGCUCGUUUGCGUUCAUCAUCUUGGAAUUCAAAUUUUAAGAUGGGACAAUCCGAGUCGAUUGAUAUGCGACCACCGGUCGAUGCACCCAUGUUACCUGGCUGUCAAUGUACUUCAUGCAGUGGUGUUAUCAGCCACAUAGAACAUACAGAUGACAAUUUCACUGAAUAUAUCCAGUUCUGUCAACCAAUAUCGGAGUUUGUAUUGGUACCAAGUGAUAGUCCUAAAGAGUUAUACUUUCUAGAUGAGAAGUGCCUUCAACGUUAUUUCCGUGUACUUGAUAUCGUCAGGUCUUGUGAUAAGAAAACAAGAUGUUUUACAAAAGGUUAUUCAAAACGGUUGGAAGGUACAGGAUCUGUAUUUCAAACAUCUAUGGAAAAUGAAACAAGUGAAAAAAUAGCCAACUUCUAUGAGGCCAAUAAAGAAGAUGAACAAGCUGUGUUACAGUAUGCCAAACUAUUGAAACUACGUUUUUUCCAUUCUCGUGAAGUAGCCAAUAUGAUGUGUUUCCCAAAAAGUUUUGUUUAGGAACUCGAUCACAAAUAUGUUUUUUUUGUUAAAGUCUAUUACAUUUUCAACUUUUGAUAUCUGUCGGUCGAUUUAAAUCAUCGUCUAAACACAAUAUAUCAUUCAACAAAAAAAUUCACUGCAAAUAUUGUUUGCAGUUUACUCAACUUUAAAUCAUAAUUUUAUAUGAAGAAUAAUGUUACUAAGAAAGGAAAAGUAUAAGAAUUCAACAAAAUCAGUUAUCAAUUACGAUAUUCCGAGAUUAUUAAUUAGCAUUCCUACAUUCUUAAUUCAAAUAUUCUGUUCUGAAUUUCUCAUUAUCCAAACAGUAAAGCAUUUAAGGCUUAUUUAUUCUCUUACUUGAUGGAUUUGUUUGGUUUUAUACACACAGAACUCAAUGAUAGUCCCUCCAUCCAGCUUAUGGAUAUGCUGUACAAGUUGAUGUUAAUUGAUAGAUAUAUUUUAAAUAAUUGUUAGUUUUCAGUUGUUCUAGAUUUCUUCCAAACAUGAUAUUUGGUAGUUCACUUUCUUCGCGUUUACUUCAUACACAUGUCUUAGUUGCGAAAUCUAGUUUAUUAUUAUUAUCAUGAUUAUAUAGAAAGACUUCGUAGAUUGCGACACUGAUGAUAACAGUUUUGUAAAGAAAUCGGAAAGAACAGAAAUCAUGUAGUAGCAUCACUGAAAAUGGUAAGUAAUGCAAUAUAAAUUCGUUGGAUAUUUUAUACGAACAUUCGUCAAGAUUAGAGCGAAUAGUUUGAAAGAAAUUGGGCGCGGAGUAUAGAGAAGUCACUAUAUGUGAAGAUUAUAUUUGAAAUAAUCUCAACAAUUGAAAUUUAAAUAAUUCCAACGUUUCGUCCAGUUAACUUGUCUGGACUUCUUCAGGGU